Messenger RNA from Oldenlandia corymbosa var. corymbosa, 918 nucleotides. The record is from the annotation of a GenBank genome assembly. Lineage: Eukaryota; Viridiplantae; Streptophyta; Magnoliopsida; Gentianales; Rubiaceae.
AUGGACAUACAGCAUGGCAAAGAUGUCAAGAUGGAGAAGAGAGAGCCCUCUGAUGCUACCACCAGGAAGAGGGUGAAACAAUCUGUUUCUAUUCCAUUCGUUUGGGAAGAGUUUCCAGGAGUACCUAAGAAGGACUGGAAACCCAAUCCCGCCCAGAAAAAAUUCGCUGCACCUCCAGCUAAGUACAUUGCUUCUGUACCUUUCAAAUGGGAAGAAAAGCCAGGAACACCACUUCAAUCAUUUUCUCAGCCACCGCCAAAUGGUUCAACAUUUGCACCAGUUUCAAUAUUUGCACCAGGUCAGGGGAAUUUUAACAGCUUCACACCAUCGACCGGACAUUACGGAGGCCACGACAACAUUUGGGUUACCUUCAAUGAUCAGGACGGCGAUGAGAUUGACAUGCAAGAUUCAUCAUAUCCAGAAACAUGCGACUCUGAAACAGAUGAUUCCUACACGUCGGCAGCUCCUUCUCUGUUGGCCAACGGCCUUGUGCCCACCAUGGCCAUUUCCAAUGCUGUUCCUGUCCAACAACUUUCAGUUACAGGUUUUCAAAACCAGCAGAUGGAAAGUCCUGCUUCACCAGAUUCACAAACGGACGGCAGUACCGCCAGCUACGAUGACACUGGAGCUACAAGCCUAAAAGGGGCUUCUUUCUUAGAGUGGCUCUUUCCUCUAUUAACCCCUAAGGCAAACUUCCUGGGAAAGGUCGACCGCCAUGAAAGGAGCGAUUCUCGUCUGCAGUCGAGGAAGCACAGCAAUGAUUUCCUUUGUGAACAGAACAACAGUGCCUCAAUUACGAAACCAAAAACACUAGGAGAGCUGAUAAUGAUGAGUCGGAGAUAUAGUUACCAAAGGAAAGCCAUACAAAUGCAGACACAAAGAGCGCCUAAGGUAAAUCUAACUUUCAACUCCUCUUGA